CAUAUUGGCAUUAGUCGCUGAACUGUCGUUUGUCCUUGACAAUAUAUUGUCUUUUAUUCAAACACGAGAUCACUAUAGUAUUUUCUCAGGGUUGUAAAUCUGAUUUUUUUUGUCUGUUUCUUAAAGCAUAUCCAGCAUUAUGAGACUAAUUAUUGUGUUGUGCUCCAUUAUUGUGCUGGUGGUAGCCCAGCCAACGAAAAAUAAUGAAUUUUGGAAGGGCACCAGUAUGGAUUCGAUUGUUGAUCAAACGAAAGCCGAUUGUGCACAAAAAAACGACGAAAUCGCCUGUAUGAAGUUCAAAGUUCUCAGUCUUCUCGAUCAAAUCUUCCGCAAAGACAGUUUCAAGAUAUCGGAAACAGUGGAAGUCACUCGUAACUCAAAUCCAGUUGAAGAGUUGUCUGCGCGCAGUGAACCCUCAUUUCUUGAGAACUUGAGGACUUAUCUGAUCUCUCACGAUGUGACGUUCAAACUUCCUCUUGAAUCAUCAGUUAAAGUCAGCUCAAGGAAUAUUGACGACGAUGAACUUAGUUUCAAUUUGAAAUUUGGCCAGGGACGUGCAAUUGAAGAAGCACGUAAAUCCAAAUUGAAAAAGGUCAUCAUUCCAAUUCUCGUGUUUGUUUUGCUCAAGGCCAUGACAUUGAUUCCCCUGGCAAUUGGAGUACUUGGAUUGAAGGCAUGGAAUGCUCUUCAAUUGUCAUUUUUUAGCUUCGUCGUGUCAGUAGGAUUGGCGAUAUUCCAACUUUGUAAAAAAAUUGCCGCCGACAGUCAUUCAGCACCACUUGCUGCACAUGGACCAUGGGAGUAUCAAGCUGCACAAUAUAGAGGAUUCAAAGAUGAUGAUUCCUUACCAAUGUCUACGUCAGAAUUUUCUCACAAUAUGGCUUAUUCAGGUUAUGCAAAAGAAUAAGACUAUAUAUGCAUUUGUUUUUUUUUUUAGAUAACUUAAACUUUUGUAAAAUAGCUUCUUUUCUGUGUGUAUGACUGUAUUUAAUAAAUUAUUAUUAUUGUCGUAACUCAA
Leptopilina boulardi is the source of this 1018-nucleotide messenger RNA. RefSeq lists its product as uncharacterized. Bases 140 to 907 code for a protein of 255 amino acids. The record is from RefSeq and is a predicted model, not a curated record. The transcript is spliced from 2 exons. Lineage: Eukaryota; Metazoa; Arthropoda; Insecta; Hymenoptera; Figitidae.